UACAUUCUUUCCCAGAUUUCAUUCACAUUCGUCCUUGAUUGGGUGAACCUUCUGCCAUUGAAGAACUACUUGUACAGCUGACACCCCACUGAUGACUAUGAAGUUUAAGGGUAAAGAAGGUUGAUUUCCAACUAUCUGUUGGAUGUUUGGAACAAUGAGGCUUGAAUUGUGGCUUGGAUCUCUCUUGCUUAUAUUUGGCAGUUUGGUUAAUGCAGCAGAAGCAUUCGUAGGAAUGAACAUUGGCGCUGAUCUUUCAAACCUGCCAUCGCCGGAGCAAGUGGUGGCAAUCCUUAGAGCCCAUCAAAUAACACAUGUUCGGCUUUUUAACACUGAUGCUCGCUUGCUUAGUGUGCUAUCAGACACUGGGAUUGAAGUUAUGAUUGGUGUUUCUAAUGGUGAAGUCUUGGCAAUUGGAAAAUCAGCAUCAGCUGCAGCGUUGUGGAUCAACCAACACGUUGCAGCGUUCCUACCUGCCACCAAUAUCACCGCCAUUGCUGUUGGUGAUGAAGUUCUUUCUUCAAACCCGGCCGCCGCGCCUCUUCUUGUUUCAGCCAUGAACUAUCUUUAUAAAGCUUUAGUUGCUUCAAAUCUAAAUGACAAGAUUAAAGUGUCAACCCCUUUAUCGAUGGAGAUGAUUCCGAAGCCUUUCCCGCCAUCCACUGCCACUUUUAAUGCUUCUUGGAAUUCAACGGUACACGAGAUUCUUCAGCUUUUGAAGAACACAAAUUCCUUUUACAUGUUAAAUGCUUAUCCGUACCGUGGGUAUGUACAGAGCAAUGGCAUUUUUCCGAUUCAAUAUGCGCUCUUCCAGCCGCUCCCGGUGGUCAAACAGAUUGUUGACCCGAACACACUUUUUCAUUAUGAAAGCAUGCUUGAGGCCAUGGUGGAUGCUACUUAUUAUGCCAUAGCUGCGUACAAUAUUACAGUGAUCCCUAUUAUCGUUACUGAAACAGGGUGGCCAUGGUCUGGUGGCGCCAAUGAAACCGAUGCCACCGUGGAAAAUGCCGAGACUUUUAACAAUAAUUUGAUUCGGCGUGUUUUGAGCGGGUCUGGCCCACCAAGUCAACCUGCUUUUUUGAUGAACUCAUACAUCUACGAGCUGUUUAAUGGAGGCACAGGAUCCGAGCUGGAUUCAGACCGAAGCUAUGGCUUGUUUUUUGGCAAUGGGAGUUCGGUCUAUAAUCUCGAUCUUGAUUUUUCCACGGGGAAUUCUUCAGGCGGAUUUUGUGUUGCAAGAAAAGGGGCGGAUCCUGCUAGCUUGCAAAACGGUCUGAAUUGGGCAUGUGGUCAAGGCCAGGCGAACUGCAGCGCUAUUCAGUCAGGCAAGCCGUGUUAUUUGCCUAAUACAGUACAAAACCAUGCCUCUUAUGCUUAUAAUGACUAUUACCAAAGAAAGCGUGGCGUGGGCGGAACCUGUGAUUUUGGUGGCACGGGUAUAACGACUACAGUUGAUCCAAGUUACGGAUCCUGCAUAUUUACAGGAAGUUCAAACUCGAGCGCUGGUAGGGUCGGUCCGCCAGCAUUUGGACCCGCGGGUCCCACAGGAAGUACAUCGCGGCCGCAUCAAGUUCCUGAAAUCGGGUAUUUGAUCUUGGCAGCAUUGUUAGUUAGGAUUAUAUAGUUGAUUCUUUUUGGCUCACAAGCUGGUCAUUGCAAAGUGAUUUGUUGAAUUUUGUGUAAGAUUGUUGGUGGUCAGAUGACCUUGAGAUCGGACCGGGAACGGUAAAACCGGCCCCAAACCCCUAGUUCCACUCAACCAUGGAACUGUCGGGAUUUUAGAGGUGAUCAUUUGUGGGAUUGGACCAUCCAACGAGCCUUAUAUACCAAAUUCGAACCCGUGUUGAAAUUACGAGAAAGAGGAUGAAGUUCUUCAAAUUUGGAGAUUUUUUCAAAAAAUGAUUAA
Cynara cardunculus var. scolymus (artichoke) is the source of this 1903-nucleotide messenger RNA. RefSeq names its product glucan endo-1,3-beta-glucosidase 4-like. Gene Ontology annotation, cellular component: plasma membrane. Gene Ontology annotation, molecular function: hydrolase activity, hydrolyzing O-glycosyl compounds. The coding region runs from base 143 to 1621 and encodes 492 amino acids. Gene Ontology annotation, biological process: carbohydrate metabolic process. NCBI's taxonomy places the organism in Eukaryota, Viridiplantae, Streptophyta, Magnoliopsida, Asterales, Asteraceae. The record is from RefSeq and is a predicted model, not a curated record. The transcript has 5 exons.